AUGACGCCGUCUCCUCCGGAUCACCAAGGUCUCUCUGCCAUGUGGUGGAGUGCUCGGAACCCGCCGGAGCACCCUCACGCUUCCUUCACGGGCAAAACCGUCCUCAUCACUGGUGCAAACGUCGGCUUGGGCCUCGAAGCGGCGAUCAAGUUUGCUGCACUGGGUGCCUCGCGACUCAUUCUCGGCGUCAGAUCAAUACAGCGUGGCGAAGAGGCCCGAGAGCAGAUCUGCCGACGAUCGGGUUACAAGAAUACAGACAUCCAGCUAUAUCAGCUCGAUAUGAGUACCUUUGGGUCGGUCAAAUCCUUUGCCAAACACGUGUGCGCGGACGAAUCCCGAGUCGACAUCGCUGUACUCAAUGCAGGCAUGGCGGCGCCGUCUUAUCGGCGCUCUCCGGAAGGGUUUGAGAUGUCUUUGCAGGUCAAUACUCUGUCGACCGCUCUCCUUGCGGUGCUACUCUAUCCCAAGCUUCGAGAGUCAGCAGAGAGGUCCGGCGAACCAUCCCACCUGGAGUUUGUGGGCAGUGUCGGGCACCGCAUGGUCAAGCCUGACGCAUUCGAUGCGGUGCUGGAGAGCGGCUCGAGAGUGCUAGACCUCGUCAACGACAAGACAUACUUUGACGUCCAACAGCAAUACUGCACGACCAAGCUCUUACUGAUGUAUGUCAUGGAUGGACUGGUCGCAGCAGCAACAGCAGAGCAUUCCUCGUCCGGAGGCCACAAAGACCCAGCCGUCAUCAUCACGACAUGCUGCCCGAACCUGUGCCGCACAAAUCUCGGCCGCGACUUUUCUUUCCUUCUCAACCUCCCGAACCACCUGUUCCAACUGGUCUUUGCCCGAUCCGCGGAAGAAGGGAGCAGGAUUCUUGUCAGUGGAACGACUUUAGGGAGGGAUGCGACCGGGCAGUUCUGGAGUCACGAUGUCUUUGACAAAAGAGGCGAGCUGGCGACAGGACCAAAGGGAGAAUCUUUGCGGAAGAAAGUCUGGCGCGAGAUCGUGCAGGUUAUCGGCGACGCGCUGGUGAAGCUGAAAUACCCGUUUGGGGGAUUCCUCGACGGGCUCAAGAUGUUUUCGCCUGCCGAUGCCACGACGACCGUCUUCGGCCCGGCCGUCACGGUCAAGAUGGUCGAGUCGACACAGAAAGCGGCACCAAGCCCCCCGCGCCACUUUGUCGACUGCAACAAGCCCGGCAAGAUCAUGUACAUCCAGCAGCCCCGGGGCGCGUACUCGGCGUGCUGGGGCGGGCUGAUGUCGACGCGGGCCAGGCACAUGGGCGCCGCGGGGGUUAUUAUUGAUGGCCGGAUGCGUGAUGUGCGAGAGCACCGCGAGCUGGGGUUUCCAGUCUGUUUGUCCCUGUUCUUUCUCUUCCACAGGCGGAUCGGGUACUUGGAUACCCGAUACGGGGAUACCGAGCGCCUUUCCUUGAAAUUCAGCACCAUCACAACCACCAUCACUGUCAUCAUUGAUCGUCACCGUCACCGUGACACCAGCAGUGUCUUCGCCCGAACCACCUCCAUCCUCGGCUCGCACACCUUCACGCGCGCCUCCGAGAUCAACGUCCCGCUCCAGUUCCACGACGACCUGUGGAUCCACCCGGGCGACAUCCUGGCUGGGGACGUGGACGGGGUGGUCGUCGUGCCGCCGUCGCUGGUGGAGCAGGUCGUCGCGCUGUGUCGGGAGCGGGCGGAGAUUGACGAGAAGACGUUUGCGGCGUUGAGGGCGGGCGAGGAGAUGGGGCCGACGAUCAAGAGGCUGCGGAAGGAGUGA
Molecule: messenger RNA, 1767 nt
Organism: Fonsecaea nubica
Lineage: Eukaryota; Fungi; Ascomycota; Eurotiomycetes; Chaetothyriales; Herpotrichiellaceae
Product: methylenetetrahydrofolate dehydrogenase (NADP+)
Exons: 5
Coding region: 1-1767 (588 amino acids)
Source: RefSeq, a predicted model, not a curated record